CCACCCGCCAGACUUGAUCACCAACAGGGGCCCAGUCAGCUUGGUGCAAAGUUGGUGGCCGCCUUCCACGGGGCCGUUCCCUUUUCCUAGCUGCCAUCCUCCCCCAGAGCCUGCUGGCCACCGCCUUCAGCACGUGUGUCGCCAGGCUUGGCUAGCCCAGUGGCGCGUCCCGGGACGCCCCUCGCCCAACCUGCGUAGUAGGCGCGCGCUGGGGGCGUCUCCCCGCACCCUUUCCUUUCCCAGGGGCUGGAGGGCCCGGCUCCGCCCGGUUGCCGCCACGCGUGAGCUCCCGGCUGCCCUGGGCUGCCGCCGUUGCCCCUAGCCCCGCUCUCCAGCACGCGCGGGGCAGCGAGGGGCGCGGGAGGCUAGCGCAGGGCGGAGAGCCGCGCGGAGGGGAGGCCGGGAGGGGGGGGGCAGAGGAGGAGAGAGCUGGGGAGCUGGGGAGCAGAGGCGGGCGCCGCACCGUUCGGCGCCCCGCACGCUCGCCGGCUCCGGAGACGCGCGGGCGGCCGCCUGGGCGCACCGGCCGGGUCACCUUGUCCGGGAGGAGAAAUGGGUCCCAUGAGGCAAGUGUGACCCUGGAGUGCAGACUGCCAGCCUGACGCCCAGUCAGGGAGGGAGAGCAUCAUGGAUGGCAUAAUUGAACAGAAGAGCAUGCUGGUGCACAGUAAAAUCAGUGAUGCUGGCAAGAGGAAUGGCUUAAUUAACACAAGAAACUUCAUGGCCGAGAGCAGAGAUGGCCUGGUGUCCGUUUACCCAGCACCACAGUACCAGAGCUGUCGGGUAGUGGGUAACACAGCUCCAGCCAGCCUGGAUAACAGCAGGAAUGAGCCAGUCCAGCAACUGCUGGACCCCAACACACUUCAACAGUCUGUGGAGUCCCAUUUCCGACCCAACAUUAUCCUCUACUCAGAGGGCGUGCUGCGCUCUUGGGGGGAUGGCGUGGCUGCCGACUGUUGCGAGACCACCUUCAUUGAGGACCGGUCACCCACCAAAGAGAGUCUGGAGUACCCUGAUGGGAAGUUCAUCGACCUCUCAGCUGAUGACAUCAAGAUCCACACCCUCUCAUAUGAUGUGGAGGAGGAGGAGGAAUUCCAGGAGCUAGAGAGUGACUACUCGAGUGACACAGAGAGCGAGGACAACUUCCUCAUGAUGCCCCCAAGGGACCACUUGGGCCUCAGCGUCUUCUCCAUGCUCUGCUGCUUCUGGCCUUUAGGCAUCGCGGCCUUCUACUUGUCCCAUGAGGUGCACAGGUGCUGAGCUAGUCACCUGGGUAUCAGCAACCUGAGGUUCUAUCCCGUUAUCGCCGGAGGGCUGCCCCUCCUCCACGAACACAGGAGCAUUGACAAUAUAGCAGGAAGACUCUCUGUGGCCUGCACUGACCUGACACCAAAAGGAAAGUGGUGGUAUAAUAAGCUGACAUCCAGCCUUUAUCCUGUACUGGGCAAGAGCGUCACGCUUCCAUGGAGUGAGAACUACAGUAAGAGCAUUGUCUUAAAUUCAAGCUGGGCAGGAUGCAAUGUGCUUUAUGGGCACCUAACUCUCACAAAGGCCCUAUAAAAUGAGGUAGCAAUAUUAUCACCACUGCACAACUGGCAAAGGUGGAUAGACCCUGUUGACAUCAGGGUCUGUGCUAUUUAUGAAUCUUUCAGAUAACACUCAGAGCCACUUCUGCAGAGGAAGUUUACCAUGGAUAACAUUUCAUCCUCAUGAGGACCACUGGCCAAGACACAGGUUCUCUUGGGCCCAGCAAGUAAGGAAGCAGAAGCUUAGCAAGUUUGUUUAUUCAGGAUCACAAUAGCAGGUUCACUGGCACACCAAAAGGGGGGUCCUGGGGGUGAGGCUGUACAGAAUCACUGCAGCGCCAAGAGAGUUCUUCUGUACCGGCAUUUGGUACUGAGAAGUUCUAACUCAGUCUCAUCCAUGAUCACUUUAUUUUUUUAAUUUAAUGCUGAUUGAUUUGAGUUCCCAUGUAAAAAUGAUCUUUUAUUAAUUUUCUUAUCAGUCCCCAUUUAUCCUUCCAACAAGAACAAGUUUGUGGCUUGAAAAAUUAUCCCAAUGUUGUUUGUUGGAAGAAUCAGCCAAUUGAUUCCUUUUUUAAGUCUUCCUUUAUUACAACAUUCAGCUCUCCAAGUGUGGGAUAUAUUGUUAUACAUUUCUGAAAGUCAGAAAAACGGAAAGGGACUGGAAAGAAAAUAACUCCAAAUACAGGCAAUGACUAGCUUUUCUCUCCU
This is a messenger RNA of Mustela erminea (ermine), 2234 nucleotides long. It is a transcript of the gene SYNDIG1, whose product is annotated as synapse differentiation inducing 1. The transcript has 4 exons. NCBI's taxonomy places the organism in Eukaryota, Metazoa, Chordata, Mammalia, Carnivora, Mustelidae. The coding region runs from base 628 to 1260 and encodes 210 amino acids. The record is from RefSeq and is a predicted model, not a curated record. Gene Ontology annotation, cellular component: postsynaptic density membrane; synaptic vesicle membrane; intracellular membrane-bounded organelle. Gene Ontology annotation, biological process: positive regulation of synapse assembly; synaptic vesicle clustering.